AUGUCAAGCUGUACAUCACAAGCUGACAAUGGGGCUGAUGCCACUGGCAGGAUCACAGCAGCUCUUGGAGGGGGCUCAGCAGCCCUGCACCCCCUGGGAUGGGAGGGCAGUGACCCCCUGGUGUGUCCCCAGGUUCCCUCCUCCCUCCUUGCCAGCACCAAGACCACAGCCAGCGAUGAGCUCAGCCUUAACACAGGAAGGGUGAAGGGGGAAAGCCUGGGCAUGGUUUACCUGCGGCUUUCGGCUCUGAAGCCACCCGGGGGCGGUGCGGCGCGGCCGGAGCUCCCACCAGCACAGCCCCCGCUCCUUAUCCAGAGCCCGCCGGUGCGGGGCAGAGCCGCCAUCCCGCGGGGCUCGCAGGCUGCCGGUGCCAUGCGGGACCCGCUGCUCUGGGCGAGCUGCCUGCUGGCCACCGGCUGCCUGGGGGGCUGCCGGCAGCGGUGCUGCCCCGGCAGGAACAACGCCUGCCGGGCUCCCUGCUACUGCCACUCGUACUGCCAGAGGACGGGGGACUGCUGCCAGGACUACCUGGCCAUGUGCCGCCGUGCCGUUGAGUGGCGGAGGGGACGGCCCUGGGGACCGCGCCUGGGGACACUCCCUGUACUGCUGCCAUCGGUGGCGAGUGUCUGCUGUUACCUGUUAGCCCCGUACUUCGAGAGGGGUCAGGGAAGAGGGGGGCUGCUGGGUCACUCUAGCCCUUGCCCUCCCUGUCCCCUGUGCCGCAUCUCCCCUGCUCUGCUCUUACCAUUGCUCAUGACACUGAAACUUUCUUUUCCUUCUCCUCCAUCCGUGGCAGCGGUGGGCUGUGCUGUGGAGCCCUGGGGGCCGUGGAGCGGGUGCAGCUGCCGGUGCGGGGCUGGCAGCAGGGCCCGCAGCCCCCAGGCGCCUGCCCAAAGCCGGGACCCCCUCCUGCACCCCCCUGUGUUCAUGGCCUCUUUGCACCCCCCACACUCAGGGCCUUUUUGCUUCCCUCAGCCAUUACUCUUCUCUCUGCUCCAAACCACAGCCUUUUGCAUGCCCGACAGAACCAUCAUCCUUCCCACCCUCCAAAAUAGGAUCCCUGUGCACCCCCAGAGCCAUUACCCUUCUCACCUCUCCAACCGAAGCCCCUCUGCCACCUCCCCAAACGCACAUCCCCUUUAUACCCCAAUCCUUCAAAAAAACCACCACAACCUCUGUCCUACUUUCCAACCACCAUUUCCCCUCUUUUCUCCUCCCGUUUCCCCCCUGCCCAGCUCCCCCCUCCGCAGCUCCUGCGGCUGUUUCUGCCUGACGCAGGUGGGAGCCCCGUGCCGCGGGCGCGCCUGGAGCCGCGGGCUGCAGCGGCACGGGCAGGCGUGUGUGCAGUGCUGGGGGAAUCUGUCCCACCGCCGUCCCCACUGCACUGGACACGGCCUGCAAGGGGCCAGGACAUUUUGGGUGGCCGCUUCUGUGGUGGGGUGCCAGGGCUCGUGGGUGCAGGAAGGGCUGUGUCUGCUCCCCACCAGCUCUCAUCUUCGUGUAGGAUCCCCCUGGGAAGGUCUGCUGCUCACCAUUGGUGCCAGCUCCCUCUGUUUUCCAUUAAAUAUUUUGCUGAAGAAUGGAAAAACCUUUCUUAUAAAGACUAAAAACAAGGGAAUUGCUAAAGUGUGGUGAUUAA
Ficedula albicollis (Collared flycatcher) is the source of this 1639-nucleotide messenger RNA. RefSeq lists its product as uncharacterized. The coding region runs from base 1 to 1635 and encodes 544 amino acids. The record is from RefSeq and is a predicted model, not a curated record. The transcript has 8 exons. NCBI's taxonomy places the organism in Eukaryota, Metazoa, Chordata, Aves, Passeriformes, Muscicapidae.